Molecule: messenger RNA, 1668 nt
Organism: Asparagus officinalis (garden asparagus)
Lineage: Eukaryota; Viridiplantae; Streptophyta; Magnoliopsida; Asparagales; Asparagaceae
Product: premnaspirodiene oxygenase-like
Exons: 2
Coding region: 15-1538 (507 amino acids)
Molecular function (GO): oxidoreductase activity, acting on paired donors, with incorporation or reduction of molecular oxygen; monooxygenase activity; iron ion binding
Source: RefSeq, a predicted model, not a curated record
UCCCAUUUCUCAACAUGGAGCUCUUCCUCUACUUCCUUCUCCUCACCCUCACCUUCCUCCUCACAAAAGUCCUCCUCAAACGCGGAAACCCUAACCUCCCUCCGGGCCCAUCGAAACUCCCAAUCGUCGGAAGCCUCCAUCACCUCCUCGGCGCUGAGCUCGCCCACCACGCGCUGCGCGACCUUGCCAAACUCCACGGCCCCAUAAUGCACCUCCAACUCGGCCAAAUCCCCGCCGUGGUCGUCACCUCGGGCAUCGUGGCCCGAGAAUUCUUCAAGAACCACGACAUAAGCAUCGCGUCCCGGCCCGAAAACAUCGUCGCCGCCAACGUCAUCCUCUACGGCCCCAUCGACAUGCUCUUCGCCCCGUUCGGCGAGUACUACAAGAGGGUCCGUAAACUCUUCGUCAUGGAGCUCAUGAGCCCAAAACGAGUAAGGUCGUACCAAUCCGCUCGAGAGGUCGAGACGAUGGAUCUGAUGGACGUCGUCGAGAGCCAUCAUCGCCAAUCGCUUGCCGUCAACUUCACCGAGCUGUUUCACGCUUACACCAACAAUCUGAUCGCGAGAGUUGCGUUCGGGAAGCGGAGCAAGGACGGUAAAGAUUUUUUGGACGCGUUUAGGGAGAGUUUGCAGUUGGCGAGUGGGUUUAACGCGGUGGAUUUGUUUCCGUCGGUGGCGGGAAUUAUUGGGUAUUUGAAUGGGAUGACGGAGAAAAUAGACAAGUGCCAUAAGAAAGUGGAUAGGAUAUUGCAGGGGGUGAUUGAUGAUAGGAGAGAGCAGAGGGCUAAGGAGAGGGACGAUGGGAUUUUGGGGGAGAAUAAUGGAGUCGAGAAUAUUUUGGAUGUUUUGUGUAAGAUUAGAGAUGAGGGUGGUUAUGAUUUGGAGCUCGAUCAUACUAGCAUGAAGGCAGUCCUUUUUGAUAUCUUUGCCGGGGGCAGCGGAACCUCAGCCUCCUCUAUGACAUGGACAAUGUCCGAACUCAUCCAAAACCCUAGAGUCAUGAAAAAAGCUCAAGACGAAGUUCGACGAGUGGUCGGAUCCAAACCCAAGAUAACCGAAUCCGACAUAAAAGAACUCCACUACCUCCGACUAGUAAUCAAAGAAGCACUUCGUCUCCACCCUCCUGCGCCUCUCUUAGUCCCUCGACUCACAACAGACUCCUUCCAAAUCCAAGGCUACGACAUCCCCAAAAAAACCCUAAUCAUCUUCAACGCCUACGCAAUGGCAAGGGACCCUAACAUGUGGGAUGACCCCGAGGUUUUCAAGCCCGAGAGGUUCGAAGAGAACUCGGUGGAUUUCAUGGGGACUAAUUAUGAGUUCAUACCGUUUGGAGCGGGGAGGAGACUUUGUCCCGGGAUUAUGUUUGGGCUUGUGGGGAUGGAGAUUGCGCUUGCCAACUUGCUUUAUUAUUUUGAAUGGAGUUUGCCGGAGGGCAUGAAGGAGUUGGACAUGAGUGAGAUUGGGGGGUUAGGGGCCAGGAGGAAGUAUGAUUUGUGCUUGUGCCCUUCUACCUUUCUUCCUUUGCCAGUGGAUGUGUAGUUGAGUGCCGAGGUUGCAUGCGUCAGUCUAGUGUGUAAUAUUGUUGACAUAUUGUAAUGUAUUUGGUACAUUUCAAGUGUCACCGUAUUAAUUUCUCAUGUUUUCAAUAAAUAAAUGGCUUGUUUGCAAA